Molecule: messenger RNA, 357 nt
Organism: Fusarium coffeatum
Lineage: Eukaryota; Fungi; Ascomycota; Sordariomycetes; Hypocreales; Nectriaceae
Exons: 3
Coding region: 1-357 (118 amino acids)
Biological process (GO): protein folding
Cellular component (GO): prefoldin complex; cytoplasm
Molecular function (GO): protein folding chaperone
Source: RefSeq, a predicted model, not a curated record
AUGUCGAUUCCAAAUGAGGCCUUGCAAAAGCUCGUGCGGGAGAUCGAAAGCCAGGCUUUCGUAGCCCAGCAGCAGAUCGGCCUGGCCCGAACACAAAUGACUUCCAAGCAACGUGAGCAACGCCUUGUCAAGCUGACCAUCAAUGAGAUGGCUUCUCUUCCUUCCGAUGCUGUCGUUUAUGAAGGUGUUGGAAAAAUGUUUGUCUCACUGCCCGUGGACUCUCUUCGGCAAAAGCUUGAGGGACAAACGCAAACUCUGGAGGGCGAGGUGGACAAGCUCAGUCAGCGGUUGCUGUAUCUGGAAACGACACACAAGAAUAGCCGCGAGCACAUUGAGCAAAUGCUUCGUACCAAAUGA